GCCGGAGGGUGUCGACAGGUUGUAGGUUGGAAACAGCCUGCCAUCGCUAGAACAAAGAGCUGGAUGAGGAGGUGCUGCUAACCCACUGCGCGGCAAACUAUACAUAAUGUUCUCCCGGUUAAGAAUAGCCGUUUCCCCCUGCGCAUUGGCAUGCCGUAGCAUGCAUAGGAAGGAAAAAGGCAAGCCUUUGAUGCUUAACCCCAGGACAAACAAGGGUAUGGCUUUUACCUUAAAGGAACGGCAGAUGUUGGGGCUUCAAGGACUCUUACCGCCGAAGAUUGAGACGCAGGACAUCCAAGCUUUACGUUUCCAUAAGAAUUUAACCAAAAUGACGGAUCCCUUAGAGAAGUACAUCUAUGUGAUGGGAAUCCAGGAAAGAAACGAGAAGCUGUUUUACAGGAUCCUACAAGAUGAUAUCGAACAAUUAAUGCCGAUUGUCUAUACACCCACCGUAGGCCUUGCGUGUUCCCAGUAUGGACAUAUUUUUAGAAGGCCAAAAGGAUUGUACAUUGCCAUAACAGAUAAGGGCCACAUCCGGUCUGUUGUAAACAACUGGCCAGAGAAUGAUGUGAAGGCUGUUGUCGUCACAGAUGGGGAACGUAUCUUGGGCCUUGGGGACCUGGGAGUGUAUGGAAUGGGAAUCUCAGUUGGCAAACUCUGUUUAUACACCGCCUGUGCGGGAAUAAAACCUGACAAGUGCCUUCCUGUAUGCAUCGAUGUUGGAACUGACAAUCAGACACUUUUGGAAGACCCAUUUUAUAUGGGAUUGUAUCAGAAACGAGACCGCUCACAGGUUUAUGAUGAGCUCAUCGAUGAAUUCAUGGAAGCCAUUGUAGGCAGGUACGGCCAAAACACCCUCAUUCAGUUCGAAGACUUUGGCAACCAUAAUGCCUUCCGCUUUUUGAGGAAGUACCGAGAAAAAUAUUGCACUUUCAAUGAUGACAUACAGGGGACCGCGGCAGUUGCCUUGGCUGGAUUAUUGGCAGCACAGAAAGUCAUUGCAAAACCCCUCACCGAGCACCGAAUCCUCUUCCUUGGAGCAGGAGAAGCUGCCCUUGGUAUUGCAAAUCUCAUCGUCAUGGCUAUGGUGGAAAAUGGUCUUUCUAGUGAAGAUGCUUACAAGAAAAUUUGGAUGUUUGAUAAAGACGGCUUAUUGGUAAAGGGCCGGGCGGAAAAGAUUGAUGUCAACCAGGAGCCCUUUACUCAUCCAGCUCCAGAGAACAUACCAAAAUCUUUUUUGGACGCCGUGAGGAUUCUUCAGCCUUCUGCCAUUAUUGGUGUUGCCGGGGCUGGAAGGCUGUUUUCUCAUGAUAUUAUCAAAGCGAUGGCCGACAUCAAUCAGAGGCCCAUCAUCUUUGCAUUGAGUAACCCUACUGUGAAAGCAGAAUGUACGGCUGAGGAGGCGUACACGCUAACAGAGGGCCGAUGCCUCUUUGCGAGCGGCAGUCCGUUUGGGCCUGUGAAGCUGAGUGACGGCCGGUCCUUCAUACCGGGCCAGGGAAACAACGCCUAUAUAUUUCCAGGUGUGGCUCUUGCUGUUGUCCUGAGUAGCGUCCGGCACAUCAGUGACAAUGUAUUUUUGGAAGCGGCAAAGACGUUGUCCCAGCAGCUGAGUGAGGAAGAGCUUGCAGAGGGAAGACUUUAUCCCGCACUUUCCAACAUCAGAGAAGUGUCCAUUAACAUAGCUAUAAAGGUCAUGGAAUAUUUAUUUGCCAAUCACAUGGCGUUCUAUUACCCAGAGCCAGCAGACAAAACUCAGCACAUACGAUCCAGAAUCUGGACUUCGGAGUAUGAAUCCUUCCUCCCAGAUUUGUAUGACUGUCCAGGGUCUACAAACUACUCAUCGGACACAAGGCGUGUUUGAAAUAUCCACUGGGAACCCUUUUCCAGAACCACAUUCGAAGUAGGACCGCUGAAGACCUAAAACUUUCUUUUUGUGCUAAAUACGACGGAACUGGGCGCAUAACCGACAGUGGGUUUGCUCCCUCGGUUGGCCUUCCUCUCUUCUGAGGCGCAUUCCUUUGGACGCUUGGGUUGUCUGCAAGAGAAAUGAAAUGUAAUAUAUUUUCUAUUCUCCCUGAGAAGCUAAUUGAACAAAUAAGAGAAAACCCUUAGUUCUUUUUUAAAAACUUUUAUUACCGGUCUGCUGUGUGAUUAAGGUUUUUCUGUACUGUCUCAUUGAUGUCUGUAAGCUGCAUGGGUUUACAUCAAAUACCAAAUUGAGAAGAGAUGUUAGUAAGCCAAGGAAAGAGAUUUGGCCUAGCCUGCCUUCCUCCUUCCUCCUUCCUUCCUUCCUUCCUUCCUUCCUUCCUUC
Molecule: messenger RNA, 2314 nt
Organism: Thamnophis elegans (Western terrestrial garter snake)
Lineage: Eukaryota; Metazoa; Chordata; Lepidosauria; Squamata; Natricidae
Gene: ME2
Product: malic enzyme 2
Exons: 16
Coding region: 107-1864 (585 amino acids)
Biological process (GO): malate metabolic process; pyruvate metabolic process
Cellular component (GO): mitochondrion
Molecular function (GO): malate dehydrogenase (decarboxylating) (NADP+) activity; NAD binding; malate dehydrogenase (decarboxylating) (NAD+) activity
Source: RefSeq, a predicted model, not a curated record